Molecule: messenger RNA, 411 nt
Organism: Saccostrea cuccullata (small rock oyster)
Lineage: Eukaryota; Metazoa; Mollusca; Bivalvia; Ostreida; Ostreidae
Product: ficolin-2-like
Exons: 3
Coding region: 1-411 (136 amino acids)
Source: RefSeq, a predicted model, not a curated record
AUGCCUGGAAACGAUACUUUACAUUUACUCACAAAGAAUGGAAAACAUGAGUUUCGUGUGGAUCUCCAGAGAUUUAAUGGUCAGAAAGGGUAUGCCAAGUACUCCAGUUUUGCUGUUGGUGGCGAAGAAAGUAAAUACAAACUCAGUGUGUCUGGGCACAGUGGAAUAGAUGACAGUCUUAUCCAUCACAGUGGUAUGAGAUUUACCACCAAAGACCAAGACAAUGGUCUUAGCAGCUCUAACUGCACGGUACAUUAUAUAGGAGGAUGGUGGUAUGAGAGCUGUUAUCGUUCUAAUCUGAAAGGACUGUAUGCUCAGUCUCCAAUGAAGAGUAACAAAAACAACAAAUGGUAUAGUUGGUUUCACAAAGCACUGAAAAGAUCAACGAUGAUGAUGAGACCAUCAGUAUAG